AUGUCAAGCUGGAAGCGGGAUCGCAACUAUGAGUCCGAGGACGGGUUUGAUACUAUGCCUUCUACCAGCAAACGUGCGAGAUUAGCUUCUGCCGACCCAUCUGGUUCAAUAUGCCAUCGCGCAGAACAGUCCGAUAUGGUCAGAGAGUACCUACUAAUCACUUGGUCACGACCGAUGACAGAGCAACAGAAAAGCUUUCUCACCAAGAAGAUGGAAGAAUUGAUGACGUUGAAAUCAGCCGCAGACUUCCUCGAACCCCGAACUGGGAAGGAUGUGCCUGUUUAUAUCAGCAAGAUCAAGGGGCCUACGGAUCUCUCCACCAUCAGAAACCUCCUUGAUACUGGCGGGUACCCGUCUGUGGCAGACUUGCUCAUCGACUUUACAACUAUGAUCCACAACGUGAUUUGGAUCAAUGGUUGCAAACGUCACGAUCCGGCGCCUGCGCGUAGGUUCCUGAAGUGCUUUUGUGACCGGUUGAAGCAGUGCCCCAUCGGACCUUACGGAAAACCAUUGACCGCAUAUACCAGAGAUGACAUGAGGCUCAUGGCAUCAGAUGUCACAGACGGUCCAACCAAAGUCAGCACACUAUCACCAGAGAAGUCCAAAGUCGCCAGCAUCAAUGACUCUGUUCAAAAUGAGCUUGUUAAACAUUCCCUUGCUUAG
Molecule: messenger RNA, 663 nt
Organism: Aureobasidium namibiae CBS 147.97
Lineage: Eukaryota; Fungi; Ascomycota; Dothideomycetes; Dothideales; Saccotheciaceae
Product: Bromodomain-containing protein
Exons: 1
Coding region: 1-663 (220 amino acids)
Molecular function (GO): protein binding
Source: RefSeq, a predicted model, not a curated record